Molecule: messenger RNA, 1593 nt
Organism: Nerophis lumbriciformis (worm pipefish)
Lineage: Eukaryota; Metazoa; Chordata; Actinopteri; Syngnathiformes; Syngnathidae
Source: RefSeq, a predicted model, not a curated record
AUGGCCGUAGUAACAGCGAGUGUCCAUGAAAGUGGAUUCUUUGAGGUUCUGGUGCGGGCUCGCUGGCACAAAGUUUGGGUGCGCUUAAACGAGGAGGCGCUUACUUUGAGCUGUGAGGACUACGACGGCGUCAACUCCAACGGAGUCGUCACCUAUGGAUCCUUCCUGGACAACAACAACUCUAACAACGGUCCGAGGCUGUUGGACGUGCCCGAACCUGUGCCGGAGACCAUCGCCAACAGAAAGCGCUGCGUCAAAGUGACCAAGCAGGACGUCGGUGGAUUGGGGAUCAGUAUUAAAGGCGGCAGGGAGAACAAGAUGCCCAUCUUGAUAAGUAAGAUCUUCAAAAACCUGGCUGCGGACCAGACGCAGGAUCUGUAUGUCGGGGAUGCCAUCCUAUCCGUGAACGGGGUCAACCUGAGGGACGCGAGCCAUGACGAGGCGGUGCAGGCGCUCAAACAGGCAGGGAAGGACGUGACCCUGGAAGUGAAGUACAUGCGAGAAGCCACACCAUACGUGAAGAAAGGCUCACCUGUCUCAGAGAUUGGAUGGGAAACCCCCCCACCUGAGUCGCCGCGUUUUGGCAGCACUUCCAUCACCUCCUCCCCGGAGACUCCAAGUCCACCUCUUCAACCAUCCUUGUCCCUGCAGGGAGACAGAAGAUGCAUUCCAUUGAAGAUGUGCUAUGUAACCCGAGCCAUGACCACAGCAGACCCAGACAACAGACAAGUGGAGCUGCACUCCCCUGACGCCAGACACACUGUGGUACUGCGCUGUCCAGACCAGCCAUCUGCCCUCACUUGGUUCUCAGCAAUGCAUGCUGUCACAUCGUCACUGACGCAGCGAGCACUAGCUGAUGUCAUUCAUCACACAGCCAGGUCAGGAGUUGCUGGUAGCAAAGAGAUUCGACACAUGGGAUGGCUGGCUGGGAAGCAAAGUGAGAGCGAGAAGCAGUGCUGGAAGCCUGUGCUGGUGGUUGUGACGGAGAAAGACCUGCUGCUUUAUGACAGCCUGCCACGAAGCAAGGAGGCCUGGCAGAGUCCAGCGCACACGUACCCUCUUCUAGCAACACGUCUGGUGCACUCUGGGCCCGACAUGGGGUCCCCAUACUCGGGCACAGAGCUCUUUUUUGCCACCCGGACGGGCACGCGCCUUGGAAUUGAGACUUAUCUUUUCCGGGCUGAAACCAGCAAGGAUUUAUCCUUGUGGACUCGACAAAUAGUCAACGGCUGUCACGCUUCAGCUGAGAUGAUCAAAGAAGUCAGUACUAGUUGUCUUUACCUCGGUCAGGAGUGCCGGCUGGUGAUCGAUUACGAGCAGGGCUUCUCCGUGUUGGCUGAACACAAACUUCGAGACAGCGAGAACGGUGACGAGGGUCGACGUCAUACGCCGACCAAAAAACGAGUGCUCCUGUCCUACCCUUAUGAAAAACUGAGGAUGUCGUCGGAUGAUGGCGUUCGCAUGCUAUUCCUGGACUUUGGAGGAAAGGAGGGGGAGAUUCAACUGGACCUGCACUCCUGUCCCAAACCAAUCGUCUUCAUCGUCCACUCCUUCCUCUCUGCAAAAAUCUCCAGACUGGGAUUAGUGGCCUGA